ACAUGGCGUCGCCGCAUACGGACGAUUCAUAUCAAACGCGACUCAUAGCAGUUUUGUCAAGACGUUCGAUCUGUACGGACCGGCCUACAUGAUACUUGUUUGCGUAAUAAUUAAUUGAAGUUCAUAUUCCACGAUAUACAUACGUAUACAUAUUUAUCAUUCAUAACACGUAUGCAUAUAGUUGUUAAUUAUCAUUAAUUGCUGCAGAUUUUUAUUCUUUUAUUAUUUCAACGCAUUGUAAUUGAAACGCACGAGUAAAAGUUUUCCUUCGUUGUGAUGAAUAUUUUCACGAACAAAAUAUUUUGCACAUUUAUUACGAUAAUAGUGGAGUUUUGUAUUUUUCAUGUGAAAAUCUAUAUGCAGAUUCGAGAUUAUUCUAAUUUUGUAUUUUUCUGAAAACCACGUGAUCGAACUCGCGCUGCGUCCCGAAUCAAAUGCAAGCCAUUUACAUUUGCUUGUUCCAUAUUUCUACGCAUUAAAAACCCGCUCGGAAUUUAAUACAUGCGUUAUUAUGUCGCAGGUUUUCCAUACCGCUCUCCGGCAUUCUUUUUUCCACGCAUCGCGCUGAAUGGAUUUAAAAAAGUAAAAAAAUAUCGAUAAGCUCGACUCACGCGUGGCUGGAUAAUUAUUCAAGGAAUGUACCGAUGGAAUUUCGUGAAAGGAAUUAUAAGGAGCGAAAGGAACCGUAUAUGGUUACAUUAAAUGUACCUGGCCAAGUUGUCGCGAGGAAUACACGGAGAAUUGGAGAAAAAAAAUCUUUGUUAUAAUAUCUAGAAUUUUUCAAAAUUCAUAGCAUGUAAUAAAAGUUGAGGAUAUCUCUGAAUUUUGGUUUUGGAGAAACUCAACACCUGGGUGAAGUUUUUCCAUCAUUCUGAAUUCGGAAGCAUUGGUAAGUAUCUAUAAAAUUUUGGUAAAUGUAUCAAGAAAAUUUCAGGAACAAAUUGGAUCCAGUUUUUUAUAUCCUCAAAGUUGUUCUAUUCGAAAACGUGAUACAGCCGAAAGUGGAGGGAAAAACGAGAAAAAGUCUUUGGCAAUCGGUUUCUCGUCUUGAAGGGUCCCUGGUCUUUUCCAAGUCUUUUCUAUUUAGUGCUUCCCUCUUGUGGCCAGUGUUAAAAAAACUGUGACGUCCCUAUCCUACAGAACGUAACCUGUAACAUUGUUAUUGUUGUUCAGUGUGUUUCCACUUUACAUUAUUGAAAAUAAUCUGAUAUAUGUCCACGUAAAUAAUGGAACAGUUACAAACAGCCCUAACUGCUAUAAAAGUUCUAAGAUCUAGUGUAGGUCAAGUGUUUGAUUCUCUUGGAAACGGGCUAAGAGCCGAUCAUGGAGACGAAAAUAAAGAGGCGAAAUAUUUGUUGGAGCUCCAGGAGCUCCUGACUUCUGUCAAUGGAAAUUUAAGGGAUGUGGAGCAGGCAGUUAAUACAUUGAACCCGCCGCCAGGUCCAUUCAAUCUUGCAAGUACAACUUACUUGAGCCAAGAAACUACUCAAGAUAGACAAGCUCUUUAUGGUACUCUGGUCAACAGUUACAAAUGGACAGACAAAGUUCAUGAAUAUAGUAGUGUAGCGCAGACUCUCCUGAGUCAGAAUUCUUUAAAACGAUCCUACACAAAUUCGAGUAGAGCCAAACGAGGCAGAACGCAAACCAGCAGUCACAAUGUUCCUCCUCAGCAGGUAGAUUCAGUAAUAGCGACGAUAGACCGACUCUUCAAUGACAUGACAGUUUCUGUAUCUCGUCCAUUUGCAUCUAAUGCUGUGCUGCAUGUUACACUCGGUCACGUUUUGAAAGCAGUAAUAGCAUUCAAGGGACUGAUGAUUGAAUGGGUGGUAGUUAAGGGAUAUGGUGAAACGAUGGAUUUGUGGACAGAAUCUAGACACAAGGUGUUCAGAAAAGUUACAGAGAACGCACAUGCAGCUAUGCUCCACUUUUACUCACCUGCGCUACCAGAACUCGCCGUUCGAUCAUUCAUGACGUGGUUCCAUAGCCUGAUCAACUUAUUUAGUGAACCUUGUAAACGAUGUGGAUUGCACCUACAUAGUGCACUACCACCUACAUGGAGGGAUUUUCGUACUUUGGACCCAUAUCAUCAAGAGUGCAAGCCCUAGAGAUGAGUGUAAAAAAAUCGAAGAUAAUCGAACGAUCUAUUACCAUGAAUCUGUCCAAUUUUAUUGACUUUCCUAGAAUUUCGUAAGGAGAGAUGAAUGAAAACCAAAUUAUAUUGAAUGUUUUUUAUUCUGUGAAUAAAUAAAAUAACGAAUAAAAUGAUAUGCAACAAA
Molecule: messenger RNA, 2276 nt
Organism: Athalia rosae (coleseed sawfly)
Lineage: Eukaryota; Metazoa; Arthropoda; Insecta; Hymenoptera; Athaliidae
Gene: MED27
Product: mediator of RNA polymerase II transcription subunit 27
Exons: 5
Coding region: 1227-2105 (292 amino acids)
Biological process (GO): regulation of transcription by RNA polymerase II
Cellular component (GO): mediator complex
Molecular function (GO): transcription coactivator activity
Source: RefSeq, a predicted model, not a curated record